AUGGGUUUGGUCUCUGGCCGUGAAUUCAUGGACGACCCCGUUGACUUCGAUCGAGCUGCAGCCGGGAGUCUUCUCCAGGCCCCGACGCUUCAUCAGUGCCCUCACCUUGUCGGCCUCAGACCAGAGGCUAGCUUCCACGUACAUGCUGGCCAGCAGCACGUAGGUGGCGCCAUCUUUUGCAUCCAGAUUUAGUAACUGUGAGGCGGCGCGCUCUCCCAUGGCCACAUUUCCAUGGAACCUACAAGCAAAAAAGAGGGAGGCCCAUAGAACGGCGUCGGGGCUCAUGGGCAUACUCUCGAUCAGAUCCUCGGCUUCGUCGAGAAGCCCAGCUCUCCCCAAAAGGUCAACCAUGCAGGAGUAGUGCUUGAGCCCUGGCAGGAGGUUGUACUUGCGCCGCAUCUGGUCAAAGUAGUGGCGGCCGUCGUCCACUAAGCCUGCAUGGGAACACGCCGACAAGAGCCCGAGGAAGGUCACGCCAUCGGGGGUCAACCCACCAGCUGUCAUCUUCGAGAAGUGAGAUAUGGCGUCCUGUCCAAGGCCGUGAAUGGCCAGACCGCUGAUCAUGGCUGUCCAGGUCAACGCAUUCCUCUCGGGCAUCUCACUGAAGACCGACCGCGCCUUGUCGAUGUUCCCGCAUUUGGCAUACAUGUCAACGAGGGCCGUUCCCAGAGCAACAUUCAAACGGAAAUUAUGCUUCCCCAUGAAGCGAUCCGCCCAUACUCCCACGCCGUGGGCUCCGAGCUGUGCGCAAGCCGACAAAACGUUGACCAUGGUGAUCUCAUCAGGGUCAACGCGUAACCGCUGCAUCUCAUGGAAGAGACUCAGUGCGUCCUUAGCUCGACCCAGCUGA
Molecule: messenger RNA, 850 nt
Organism: Spirodela intermedia
Lineage: Eukaryota; Viridiplantae; Streptophyta; Magnoliopsida; Alismatales; Araceae
Source: the annotation of a GenBank genome assembly